AAUUCACAAGCUUAAAUACAAAGACUUAAAUGGCUGGUCCUAGGAUUGCCCAUGCUACCUUGAAAGGCCCAAGUGUGGUCAAAGAGAUAUUAAUUGGAAUAACCCUCGGCUUAGCUGCUGGUGGUGUGUGGAAGAUGCACCACUGGAAUGAACAGAGAAAAACCAGGACCUUCUAUGAUUUAUUGGAAAAAGGUGAGAUCAGUGUUGUUGCAGAUGAAGCGUGAGAGUGUUCCUGCUUUGCUGCCUAUGCUCUUCAUUUAUAGGCUUUUUUUCCCGUGCUAUAUUUAAUUGGCUCUUUAAAUGUAAAUGAGCCUACUUACUAUGAGAUUGAAAGGAAUAAGUUUCUUGCACUGAUUCAUUACUAUGUUGGCUUGUAAAAUUUUAUGCAAUUAUGUUUAAUAUUGUGAUUGGGUUA
Molecule: messenger RNA, 415 nt
Organism: Cajanus cajan (pigeon pea)
Lineage: Eukaryota; Viridiplantae; Streptophyta; Magnoliopsida; Fabales; Fabaceae
Product: cytochrome c oxidase subunit 5C-2
Source: RefSeq, a predicted model, not a curated record